Messenger RNA from Topomyia yanbarensis, 3691 nucleotides. It is a transcript of the gene Vps50, whose product is annotated as syndetin. Gene Ontology annotation, molecular function: SNARE binding. The record is from RefSeq and is a predicted model, not a curated record. Gene Ontology annotation, biological process: endocytic recycling; retrograde transport, endosome to Golgi. The transcript has 5 exons. The coding region runs from base 398 to 3484 and encodes 1028 amino acids. Gene Ontology annotation, cellular component: EARP complex. Lineage: Eukaryota; Metazoa; Arthropoda; Insecta; Diptera; Culicidae.
UCUGCAGUGCAGUGCAGUUUGUCAACAAAGUUUGUAUCCGCACCCUUCCGCGUAGCGCAUCGAAUUCCCUAAAUUCCGUGCAAACCGUGGGAGGGCCGAUUCUGUCAACAAUACUUUUUUUCCAUUGAUAAUAAAUUAUCGAACCACGACGUCAGACGACCUCGAUAAUUGCGGAGAGCGACGAGAAGUGGUGGCAACAAAGCUGCUCAUGUUUGCGGGCUGGCGGAGAGGUGAUUAGUGAAGUUUGUGUGGUUUAUCCAACAGAGUGUGAAAAAUGUCUCUGUAGCAGUUCACAGUCAGCAGUAAUAACCUGCUGUUCGUCGCUGACUGGUGUGUGAUUCAUUGUCGACUCCAGCAGUGGCAUUAGGGGGGUAACUUUCACUCCGCCAUCGGAGCCAUGGAUAAAAUGGAGGAGAUCAAGUACAAGGUGCUGGAUCUAAUCAAUAAAAAGAAGGACGUAAAAAUCCCCAAGAUGGGAUUUACGGAUUAUUACGUGCAACAACAGCAGGAAAGCGUACCACAACAAAAACAUUCCUCGGUACCGGGCGGCAGCGGCUCACGAACAGCUGCUUCGUCCGGUCGGAAUUCGGCGGCUUCCUCCUCUCACUUUGAGUACAGCCCGUUUGACGAUGCGGACGAUCAGUUGGACACCCGAAGUAAGGAUUCGAAUGCGAGCAAAAUGUCUGAUCAGGAAAUUCUCGAAUCCAUCGAAGCGAUCUACUUCGACAGCGGAAGUAAUACUGGCCUUCACGAAUUAAAGAAACUUUCGGAAACGGAUGACCUCUUGAACUGCAAGAACAUUGAGAGAGCCAUGGGAACGCUGAAGCAGCAGCACAAAGUAGUCUCAAAGAAGGCACUGCAGUUGAUACUGGAACAACGACCGGCAUGUGGUGAAGAAUUCCAGCGCAUCCAGGAAACGGAAGUUAUCUUGCGGGACACAAUAGAAAAGUGUCGCACCGCCCGGACGCAUCUGGAUGAAUCGAAAACGCUCCUCACGACCACUAAUCUAGAGAUUCUGGCAGGUUAUAAAAAACGUCAAACACUGGGUAACCUAUUAAAAACAUUGAACGGACUGAAAAGUAUGCGUUCAAUCGACCAGCGGUUACAGAAGCGACUGUCCGAGGCGGAUUACAGCGGAGCAAUCGCUAUUUUGCUGGAGAAUAAAAAUCUUUCAGAGAAGUUUCAACAGUACAGGUGUAUCGAGUCGCUGUCGGCUAAGCUACAGGACACACUGAUGAUGAGUGAGGUUCAGUUGGAAGCGGUGCUGAACGAAAUUCCGACCGGGUUCGAUGCUAAAAAGUAUGCCAAACUACAGGAAGCGUACAAACUAUUGGAGAAGCAGCUACUGGCGAUGGAUCAACUGCAAAUGAAUUUUAUCUCGUCGAUUCAUACGGCCGCUUUCACGGCACUGAAACAGCACAUGGAGGCCAGUCUGGAAGAGGGUAGUAAGCAAAAGCUGACGUUCGAACAGAUGUGCGAAGCGGUUCCAAGCGAGAAGUACAUUCACUGCCUGACGGAUUUGUGUCGGGCGUUCUGGAAAAUUUUGGUUUCCUACUAUCAGGUUCGGUGUUGGCACCAGAAUCAGAAGCUAUACGAGAAGGGCUUGGAAGCUCAGCACAAAGAUUCGGUCGUUCGGAAGGUGCAAGAUGGUAGCUUUCACGAGGAGUACAUCGAAAAGAAGCUGGAAAGUGGUCAGUUUCGGCUGUGGAGUGACAUUCAGGCCAAGCUGUGCAUGUUCAUUAGCAGUACUAAACUGAGUGCGUUGAAGUACGAGUAUUUUAUCCAAAUAUUGGCGAUUGUUCAGCGGUUAAAGAAGGUCGGGAUUGAAUUUUGUGACGAUCCGUCGGAGAAGCUGAUGGAGCAUUUGCAGCAGCAAAGUGUGGAGUUUUUCCGGAGGUACCACAUCAGCUGUCUGGAGGAAAUUGGUUUGUUUUUUGAUCACGAGGUGUGGGUGCCGAUUGGAAGCUUUAACGAUGUCAGUCAGCUUCAGGAGUACAAAAAUUUUAAGCACGCUCUGCAGAAUGGGGCAGUGCGAGGUGGUAAAUCGUUGAACCAAGAGAGCAAGUCGAUGGAGGCAUUGGGGGUCGAUGGAGCGGGUGGUCAACAGGUGACUAGUACCUCUUCCAUGCAUUCCCAGGAUGAAAGCUCCCUGUACGGAUCAUGCGGAUAUUUCCUGAGAUUUACGGAGAAGAGUUCGCCAUUUGAUGGUGGCUUCGAUUGUACCAUGUUGGAAGAGGACAUCCUGGCUGGUAUAGCUGAUGAAUCUUCGUACUACUAUUCGGAGGAUAGCAGCGACAGCGACGAGACCUAUUUCGAACCAAGUUCUGUGCCGAAGAAAAUCUCGAAACCAUCCAAAACCCUUUCUUCGUCAACGGUGGGUCUUACGGUGACCAAUACGUCGCUGACCGUUCUACGUUGCAUCGGCCGGUAUCUGUAUUUCUGCAAGCUACUGCAUUCAAUCGCUCCUCACAUCGUUAUGUCCAUGACAGAGCUGCUCGACUUCUAUCUUUACUCGGUGCAUGAAAUCUUUUCCCGUGAUCUGUCGGUGCCAAAAGAUAAUCUGUAUUCUGCAGCUCUCCGGCGAAUGCUUAGUCGUAUUCAGUCUACUAUUAUUCCAAAGCUUCGCAAGUGGCCCCUCUCGGAUGAGAUGAUAAAAGAGGAUCUGGCUAAUCCAGAUCUGCUGUACGGACUGCAGAAGCGAAUAGUUGCAACCGAAAGCUGCAUCAGUUUGAUCGGUCAGUUCCGUCUGAUGGAGGAGUACUUAAGCGGUUUGAUGCAGGCCUCCCCCGCCGAUAGCCAGGAACAGCUUCGGCAGUAUCUGGCGGAGGCAACCAAAGCAGCUCCUGAUAUGAGGAAGCCAAUUUUCAUGUGUGUCACUGCACGGGUGGUGGACCUGUCGAACGUCCUGCACGGGAUGGGCAAGGUAAAGUGGGACAUCAAUCACGUGAACGUGCAGCACAGCGCGUAUAUUGAUACGAUGAAUAGGGGAGUUCAGUACUUUGCCAUGCGGUUGGAGGAAAUUGCCACCCAGCAGGCGACCAUUCCGAAGGAAGCACUAUGGGACUGUUUCGUGCAUGUGCUGACGCAUUUGCUGGUGGAAGGCUUCGCGAGUGCAAAGAAAUGCUCGGCCGGAGGGCGAGCCCUGAUGCAGUUGGACUUUAUCCACUUCAUCUCGAUCCUGGAGAUCAUCUCCGGUGGUAAAUAUCCGGAGCACCGUGCCUACGUCGAGCAGUACAUCAAGGCGUACUAUAGACCGAAGGAUGUGCUGGAGCAGUGGCUGAUCGAGGGUCACUCCCGGGGGUACUCGACGAAGCAUCUGACCGCGUUGGUGCAGUGUGCCUGUACUACUGAUAAAAAGCUGCGCCAAAGGCUGCUGGCACUGGUGGAAAGUGGGGGUGCUAGUGGUAGUGGGGGUGCUGGUGGUAGUGGUGGCGUUGGCGAAAGCAACGGCGUUCAACGCGAUGAUCUGAACAAAGAAUCUUAAGUAUUGUGUAUCUCUCUCUGUAGUAUUUCGUUUUUUUUUGUAUUCUAGCUAGAGCUAGCGUAAAUUAUUUUUUAGCGGGAAUCUAAAAGCAACAAAAGACAUAAUCCCUAGCGUAAUCUCUGUUUUAUUUGAAGUAUAUUUUCUGAGUUUAUUUAACUUAACAGAACAAAAACCUAUGUACAUUAAAACUACAGUUUAAAAAGACAA